Molecule: messenger RNA, 3579 nt
Organism: Brassica oleracea var. oleracea
Lineage: Eukaryota; Viridiplantae; Streptophyta; Magnoliopsida; Brassicales; Brassicaceae
Product: aconitate hydratase 2, mitochondrial-like
Exons: 19
Coding region: 304-3267 (987 amino acids)
Biological process (GO): citrate metabolic process; tricarboxylic acid cycle
Cellular component (GO): mitochondrion; cytosol
Molecular function (GO): 4 iron, 4 sulfur cluster binding; aconitate hydratase activity
Source: RefSeq, a predicted model, not a curated record
AUUGGUUGGUGAACCUAAAGGUUCACCCUAUGGGGUGAACCCAAGAAUUUCUCUUAUUACAGAAGGGAUGAUUUGUUAGAUGGUCGGGGCCCAUAGCGAGAUUAUCGCACAUUAAAAUAUUAUCUGAGCUCAUAAAUAGCACGCAGCCCUAGGCUUCAUUUCGUCUCCACACGCCUCUCUUGUCUUCAGUCGUCAGAUUCGUCUCCUCCAUGAUCGUCUUCAUCUGAUUCAUCACUCCAUCAUAUCAUUAUCCUUAUCUUCCUCAACCAUCUGCAUCGGAAAGUGUGAUUUGAUUUUUUCGUCAUGUAUAAAAACGCAUCUUCCUCCAUCCUUCGAGCUGCUUCCUCUCGCUCCUUACGAUCCUCUUUGACUUCUUCCUCCUCCGCCUCUGCCGCCGCAUCUCCUUGUUCUCUUGUCGGUCAGAGAUCUUUUGCCACUUACUCCCCCGCUUUCCGUUCACUUGCUCGCUGGAGCCAUUGCCUUCACUCCAGACCUUCUCCCUUUCGCCUUAGCUCUCAGAUCAGAACUGCUUCCCCCGUUUUAGACCGACUCGAGAAGAACUUCUCAUCCAUGGCGUCAGAGCAUCCAUUUAAGGGUAUCCUCACGACUCUUCCUAAGCCUGGUGGUGGCGAAUUCGGAAAGUUCUACAGCUUGCCUGCUCUCAACGAUUCAAGGAUUGAUAAACUGCCUUACUCUAUCAGGAUUCUUCUUGAAUCUGCGAUUCGUAAUUGUGAUAACUUCCAAGUGACCAAGGAAGAUGUUGAGAAGAUUAUCGACUGGGAAAAGACUGCUCCUAAACAAGUCGAGAUUCCGUUCAAGCCAGCUCGUGUUCUUCUCCAGGACUUUACUGGAGUACCAGCUGUUGUUGACCUUGCUUGUAUGCGUGAUGCUAUGAACAAACUGGGCAGUGAUUCCAACAAAAUCAACCCCUUGGUUCCGGUGGAUCUUGUGAUUGACCAUUCUGUUCAAGUUGACGUUGCUCGUUCUGAGAAUGCAGUGCAAGCAAACAUGGAGCUUGAAUUCCAGAGAAACAAGGAGAGGUUUGCUUUCCUUAAAUGGGGUUCUACUGCCUUCCACAACAUGCUUGUUGUGCCUCCUGGCUCUGGUAUUGUGCAUCAGGUUAAUUUGGAAUAUCUUGGAAGAGUUGUUUUCAACACCCAAGGCGUUCUCUACCCAGACAGCGUGGUUGGAACUGAUUCACAUACUACUAUGAUCGAUGGCUUGGGAGUUGCUGGAUGGGGAGUUGGAGGCAUUGAAGCUGAGGCGACAAUGCUUGGCCAGCCCAUGAGUAUGGUAUUGCCUGGUGUUGUUGGAUUUAAACUGUCCGGGAAAAUGCGAAAUGGUGUUACAGCUACUGAUUUGGUUCUAACAGUAACUCAAAUACUGAGGAAGCAUGGCGUUGUUGGAAAGUUUGUUGAGUUUUAUGGUGAUGGUAUGAGUGGGCUGUCCCUAGCUGACAGGGCUACAAUUGCCAAUAUGUCUCCUGAGUAUGGUGCAACCAUGGGCUUCUUCCCUGUGGAUCAUGUGACUCUACAGUAUCUCAAAUUGACUGGAAGAAGUGAUGAGACCGUGGCCAUGAUUGAAGCAUAUCUUCGGGCAAACAAUAUGUUUGUUGAUUACAGUGAGCCUCAGCAAGAGCGGGCUUACUCGUCAUAUCUAGAACUGAACCUGGACAAUGUUGAACCUUGCAUUUCUGGACCAAAGCGGCCACAUGAUCGUGUUCCUUUGAAGGAAAUGAAAGCUGACUGGAAUUCAUGUCUCGACAAUAAAGUUGGAUUCAAGGGUUUUGCAAUCCCUAAAAAGGCACAAGAAAAAGUGGCGAACUUUUCUUUCAACGGAAAACCAGCAGAGAUAAAACAUGGAAGUGUGGUGAUUGCUGCGAUCACAAGCUGUACUAAUACAUCAAACCCCAGUGUCAUGCUUGGUGCUGGUCUUGUUGCCAAAAAGGCUUGUGACCUUGGCCUACAGGUUAAGCCUUGGAUAAAGACAAGUCUUGCGCCAGGCUCAGGAGUUGUUACAAAAUACUUAUUAAAGAGUGGACUGCAAGAAUAUCUGAAUCAGCAGGGUUUCAAUAUUGUCGGCUAUGGCUGCACUACAUGCAUUGGUAACUCUGGAGAAAUUAAUGAAUCAGUGGGAGUUGCUAUCACAGAAAAUGACAUUGUGGUGGCUGCUGUGCUUUCCGGAAACAGGAACUUUGAGGGUCGUGUUCAUCCACUAACAAGAGCCAACUACCUUGCAUCUCCUCCUUUGGUUGUUGCGUACGCUCUUGCUGGAACGGUUAACAUUGACUUUGAAACGGAGCCCAUUGGCACUGGAAAGAAUGGCAAGGAGGUCUUCUUAAGGGACAUCUGGCCAACCACGGAAGAAAUUGCUGAGGUGGUUCAAUCGAGUGUUUUGCCAGACAUGUUCCGAGCAACAUAUGAGUCGAUCACCAAGGGUAACCCGAUGUGGAAUGAGCUGUCUGUUCCUGAAAAUACCCUCUAUUCAUGGGAUCCUAAGUCAACUUACAUUCACGAGCCACCAUACUUUAAGGACAUGACCAUGGAUCCUCCAGGUCCACACAGUGUGAAAGACGCUUACUGUCUGCUCAACUUUGGUGACAGUAUCACCACUGAUCACAUCUCGCCAGCUGGGAACAUCCAGAAGGACAGUCCCGCUGCAAAGUAUCUCAUGGAGCGUGGCGUUGAUCGCAAGGACUUCAACUCAUAUGGAAGUCGCCGUGGAAAUGAUGAAAUAAUGGCCAGAGGCACAUUUGCUAACAUCCGUAUCGUUAAUAAGCUCAUGAAUGGGGAAGUUGGCCCUAAGACCGUUCACAUUCCUUCUGGAGAGAAGCUCUCAGUUUUCGACGCAGCCAUGAGGUAUAAGUCAUCUGGUGAAGACACAAUUAUUCUAGCUGGAGCCGAGUAUGGAAGUGGUAGCUCACGUGAUUGGGCUGCUAAGGGACCUAUGCUACAGGGCGUUAAAGCGGUGAUAGCAAAGAGUUUUGAGAGGAUUCACCGAAGCAACUUGGUGGGAAUGGGAAUCAUUCCGUUGUGUUUUAAGUCCGGUGAAGAUGCAGACUCACUGGGAUUGACGGGUCACGAACGCUACACGAUCCAUCUCCCGACAGAUAUAUCAGAGAUAAGACCUGGACAAGAUGUUACCGUUACUACCGACAACGGAAAGUCUUUCACUUGCACAGUCCGCUUUGACACUGAGGUGGAACUGGCAUACUUCAACCAUGGAGGCAUUCUUCCAUAUGUCAUCAGAAACUUGAGCAAGCAGUAGGGAGCGGUGAAAGGAACUGACACAAAUCUUUUUUUAAAUAAAGAGAAGAGGAUCUUUACGAUCUGUUUUUCAAAUGUCAUUUUUAAAAAAGGCAGAUAAGUCUGUCGAGGAUAGGUGAAAAGGUGGAAUGAUCUAUCUCCUGCAAUAUGUGGGUUUUUUCUACAGUUUCAGUUGUUAUUUUACUCGUAUUGCUCCCUUAAGUUUGUGCAGCUUGCAAGGGCUGAGUAUAUUAUUUUGGGAAAGAAUAAAAAACGAGUGUCUUGAAUACGAUCUUCUUAUACUUUAUUAGUGGAAAAUGUUGCAAAGAUUUUA